This is a messenger RNA of Porites evermanni, 5266 nucleotides long. The record is from the annotation of a GenBank genome assembly. Lineage: Eukaryota; Metazoa; Cnidaria; Anthozoa; Scleractinia; Poritidae.
AUGUUUGAAAACAUUAUAGUAUUGCUGUUUGUGGUAGGUUUACAUCAGGCAAGUGUCGAUGGAAGUGCAGGCUUACGGUUUUCUGGUAGUUCUUACGCCGAGUACGACCCGUGGAGCUGGUUUCCUAAUGCGACGCUACAGUUUUUCUUUCAAGCCAGUGCAAAGAAAAAAGCUUUGCUUUUCUAUCAGGACGAUGCUGUCAAGGGCGCAGAUUACUACUUUAUGUGUCUGUUCCUGACAAGUAGCGGUUUUGCCAAAUUUCGUGCAAGGCUUGGUCCAGGGAUAGAAGAGCGUGAAAUUAAACAUAACUUUGCUGACUCGCAAUGGUACAAAGUCAGGAUAAAGAUUGAUGUGAAAAAAGUACAUUUUUCAAUAAAAGAUCAGAAUGGCGUAGUACACACUGAAGAAACUCCAUUUCAAAUGAGUGCAUCUGACCAGACUCGAGCGUACAACGUCUUGUUCAUCGCUGGAAUUCCGCUCAGUUUGUCGGAGACGGAUUUUUCCGAUACAAAAUUAUUUCGGUAAAAGUAGAUAUGAUAUUUUUAACAUGAUUUAUUUUUGUUCGGUUUCUUUUCCUGUUUUGUCGGUUCUCAGAAAGUCAAGCUUCUAUCUUCCUCCAAAUUCACGAAAAUAAUUAAAAAUCCCUGACCGCGAAGAAGACGAAAAGUACGUCAUCGUGGCGUUGUUUAAUUGAAUGAUCACAAGACUUGCUCGCAGUAAGGAACGAAACCAACUCAUUUUACAAUUUAUUUACUACUAAGCUGUCAGUUUCAGGAGCAAACGUUAUAAAAUUUUCAUUUGACAAAUGAUCAUAAAUGAAUGAUUACUGUGCGAGCACUUUGUUAGUUUAAUUCACGCGGAAAUAAAUAAUUAAAAAUAUUACCGGUUAUACUGUUAUGAUCUUCCAAAAGCUUAAAGGAGAAAUAGGAUUUUAUUUGGAGCUGACUACUGUUAAUUAACACAACUUGUCAUUCUUGUUUUAUUUAGUAACUUCGGUGUCGCCAAUUUUGAAGGAUGUAUAGGUGAUAUUAGGGUCUAUCGACCAUCGAGUGGUCAGCUGGAUAAAGUAAGGCUACGGAAACCAGCUAACGCACAGAGCCAGGCCUGCCUCGGAGCUUGUAGCAAAGUGGGAUGCUACAAUGGUGGUCGAUGCAUUGACAGAAUAUGGCAUUCAGAAUGUGAUUGUUCAGCGACUGGUUUCGAAGGACAUAGAUGCGAAAAUCGUAAGACAAAGUUUAAAAUUUGUCUUUAUUUACUGUGGCUAUGUUCACACGGCAUACCGGAUGUAUUUUCGAGCGGUCGAAAAUUCGUUCGUUCUGUUGACACGGAGCCACGCUAAUUUGAACGCCUAGCCGUUUAAAAAUUCGAACGCUUGAAUUUAGGACAAAUUUUUAGCCGUCACCGCGGAAAAUUUGACCAGCGCAAUGUGAACACCACCACCGUUUAAAUUUUUGUAAGGCAAAUUUGACCGGCGCUAUGUAAACACCUUAACCGUCUAAAUUUUUGUACUGUAAAGGACCACACAAACUGAGGUCACCCAGACAAAAGAAACUCAGCUGGGAGAGUCGAUUUUGGAAUUGCUUAAAUAGUACUUGGACAGAUGGUAAAACCUCAGACAAAGUUAAAAAUUCCACCUGGUUCGUCAGGUCCAUGUGAACAGAGCAAAAAUAUCGAACGGUUCCGUUUGAACGAAGUGUCCGCAUAAAUAUUUCAGCCGGUCGAAAAUUCGUCCGGUAUCGCGUGUGAACGUGUAUAACCUGAAAGCCGCUCAAGGUUACUCUCAGCGGAAGAAGCUGAUGGUUGACGGCUGUUACGUAAGUGUAAAGCAAAAUUUAAAGCUCUUUUCCAGGACUGAAAGUGCCCAUUAUUUAGACCGUUUUCACAUGAUGUGACGUCCGCCAUAUUGGUGUUCCAAACCAAUCCCGUGGGAGUUGAACUCUUUUGUUAUGCAAACGCUUAUUUUUGUUUCAAUAAACAGUUGCAUAGAUGCUGGCCACGUGAGUGAAAACCCUCUAUAUCGUCAGCCUCGGCUAGUAAUUGCCAUGGAACCACAAACGGCCAAAUUUAAGCUCACAUCUGAGGACGACCGAAAUUUCAUCUCAAGCUCCCAGUACGACAAAAGAUGACAUAGAAGACUUCAAAAAUUUAGCUCAGCAAUGAUCAAAACAUGUGGAACUCACCAUGACAUAGUACUAUUAAAAAGAAUAGGAAUCUAAAACAUCAUUAAUUUUAAAGAUAAACGCCAGUGAGAUUAGUUCUACCUAGGACUUGUUGUACAUACCUAUCGUUUCCAUCAUUCCGUUUUUUGUUAAAGUAUAGAACAAAUAUAUUAUUGUUUAAUCUGUUUUAUAUAAUUGUUUUUUAGGUUCCCAUACUGCCCACCUGAAUGUUCCUCAAGAGAGCGGGGGAUAUAUUUCUCAAACGCUGAGUAAUGACAGUCCCUUUAUGGACACAGAAAGGAACACAAUACAUUUUAUGUUUUUAACAGAAAAGAAGAACGGCGUAUUCUUCUACAUGGGGAGUGACAAAGACCAUUUGUUGGCGGAACUCGUAAAUGGAAGUUUACGAGUCGAGGCAGACGUCGGUGGAGGUAAAAUUAGACUUAAAAUAAAGGCAAGGCUGAUCGGAUGGCUAAGGUUCACAAAUUUAUUUUCCCAAUAUUUCGACUAGACAGAACUAGUCUUCAUCAGGGUUGGAAAAGCUAUGUGAGAAAAGAAUAAACGAUUACAGUAUAUAAAAUAAUAGAGACCCUAUCAGUACACUGCCGGGUGUAUGAGUGCGAGGUCUUAUAGUCACCCCCGAGUUACAGCAGGGCUAUCGAGUACCUCUUUUUAUUAUACACAUUUAAAGCCUGUUCCUCGCUGAGGAAAACGGUGUUUCUUUUUGAGGUUUUGCUCCUACCUGUACACAGAUGCCCCCUCCCACCAAAAAAAAAAUCGCGGAGAGAAAAUCGCGGGAGGGGGGAGGCUGUCUGUACACUGGCUGGGCUAGGAGAGAUGUGGCUAAAAAACUUGAAUACAAUUGGCAGUUAUGUUGGGUUGAUUCACAUACGAAUCUCUUCCAGUUCAAUUCCCUCUGUGCGAAAACUCUCCAGAAAAGGGGAAACUAAGUGACGGGCUGCGUGUGGGCAGCAUAGCUCUCGUCUGGGCGCCCACCACGGCAGACUGAGGUCUGUCACUGGGACGGCCGUGAGCGACAGCCGGAAAUUCUCGGAUGAUCUGAUCGCUCAUUUUGGGUGGAAAUUUCCCUAGAGCUCUCAACGGUUGAACAUUGAUAAGCGACGUCAGUUGUCGAGGUCUUGUACUGUCGCAAUUUGUAAAAAUAAUCGCAAUUUGUAAUAAAUUCAUCGCAGAUUGUAAUACCUGUCGCAAUUUGUAAUAACUGUACAUCGCACUUUGUAAUAAACUAAGCUUGCAUCUCAGAGAACUUCAAUCUCAAAAAUUUUCCCGGAGGAGCAUGCGCCCGAAACUCUCUGGAAAAAUACGCCGUUCGCAGUCCUGAUAGGCGCUAUCGCGCUUAUAUUACUACUGUCUAUCACAAAAUCCUCCGUCCCCCGCUGAGUCUGCCGUGGGGCUUGCCCUCUUUAGCUUCGCACAGCUCGCCAAAACUGAAUCAGCUCACCUGGCUAAUAACUAAAACCUAAAACCUGCAAGAAAUUCAAUUCCAAGGGAAGGAGAUUAGGGCUUUUUUUCUUACGAAUGCACAAUCACUUGUUCAACGUGUCUUUAUAUUGCAGGUUCUAUAGUUGUGUUCGACAAAGGAAAUUAUCUUUCGGACAGCUGCUGGCAUCACGUGGAAGUUCGUCGCAGAAAGGCGCGCUUAACUGUCAUCAUCGACAAAGAAAAAUUCAGAAAAAGCAGUGAGUCCUCAACUUCGCAUUUCAAGCUGAAUCUUAACAACAACACAUCUAACGUCAUUUACUACGGUGGCGGCCCUUCUGACAAACUGGUGUUUGCAAAAGCUAAACCUUUGUUUUUUAGGGGGUUUCUUAAACAGUUUCACUUUGAGCAAAUCAAUGUAAUAGAUAACGCAUUGAAACGACAAAGAAAAGACUUUAAAAUAAUAUCAGAUCCGAGUGGAGUGGGAACUGCAGCGAUGACGAACUUCUUACUGCAAUCAGCGGAACGCAAGUGCAUACCAGACCCGACGUCAGGGUGCUCACCAGAUGAUGAUGACUUAGAUCCGUCAUGCAACCCUUCAACAACUACACCAACAAAAGGUAGGCCGUCCAGGGCUAUGUUUCACUAUAACCAAUAGCUCUUGCGCCGGCACGAAAAUCAUACUAGGUAGGGCUUCUGUUUACACAUAAAAACUCUGAUUUCGGCGCGAUUUCUGCGCCGCGACAAUUUCGAAAGUGGAGCGUCACAUAUCGGAUAGGUUCUGUGCCACACUUUGGUGUAGUGUGAAAAGGAAUCUGGACCGUAGGGGAAGUAAAUAAGUACCAGAAAGAUGACUGGAACCCACUGAGACGGAAGUAAAUAUUCAGGAGUGAGGACUGGGAUUUUGUUCACCAAACUCUCUCGGCAAACCGUUCCGACACGAUGUUCGAUGUGUGUGAACGAUUUGUUGCGAGCAACGUCCAUGCCAGGGCGUAAUAAGCUAGGCUAGCUUAUUACGCCCUGGUUCAUGCGCUCGUGUCACGGCGUUUUCUCGGACUAGUUUAUUUUUAGAACGGUUUUGGCCCCAAAAUUUGUCUAAAAAUAAACCGGACCGUAAAAACGUACUGACAUAGGCCUAGUAUGGGGAGUUGCUCGCUCCGGGUUAUGGGCUCCUGCCACUGUAUAGCAUGUUUAGUGGAUAGCGCUAUCUAACGUUUGAACAACUAGGGGCAGAAGCAUAUUUAAUAGCCAUAAUAACUAUACUAAGUAAAUCUUUUCUGCCCUUUUUCCUUUUAAAAGACACAACCAAAAGCACCACUGUUUCCUCACCAACUCCUACGGGAACAACUGCAAAAACUCAGAAUCAGGUAGCAAGACAGCUUCAAAACCCUACCCCCAGAUCCAAAGGCGUGUCAGCCUGGGUCAUUAUUGUUAUAGUGUUAGCAGCCAUGGCGGUUGUGCUUAUCACCGUGUUCCUUCUCUACCGCUGGAAUCAUCGAUACACGGGCUCAUUCAAGCCAAGUAAAAGCGAGGAGGCACAAUCACAGGACCCUGGGGCAGACGCAGAACAACAGCAAGGCUCAUGGAUGUAUAAUCAACCGCCAUUUUUUGUUUACAAACCUGCCAAGAAAACCACGAAGGCUCAGAGCCCGCCUGUCUCGAUUUAA